UCGAAAUAGUCGCUUCUUGUGUUGAAGAUCGGUUGAACUGAACAUGACAAUCGAAUGGGCUCCUCUCUGGGUUCCGCUGGAACGGCGGCUCCAGACCCUGGUUACGUCGUUCUUCACCUAUACCUUCUUCACGCUGCCCAUAUCGUCCUGCCUCGCCGUCGCUAUCCUGCUGUACUACGGCGAAAUGUUUGUGCGUAGUCUGCUUCUUAUCUAUUUUGUAAAAAUUUAUUUGGAUUAUAAAAGAAAUUACGGCAUUAUGGAAGGUAAUGGCUGGUUAUUCUACCGCAGUAAUCGAAGAUAUCGAAACUAUUUCCCCGUCGAACUUGUGAAAACCGCGGAGCUGCCUCCCAACAGAAACUAUAUCGUAGCAAGCUUUCCACACGGAAUACUUGGAACUGGAACUUGCAUUAACAUGAGCCUGGACAUCGGCAACUGGCUAUCCCUUUUCCCGCAAGUUCGACCCAAGAUCGCCACCCUGGACCAUCACUUCAAGACGCCUUUUCUGCGGGACAUAGUGCGCUGGUGGGGCAUGGUAUCGGUUUCCAAGGAAUCCCUGGCCUAUUUACUCAGCAAGUCAAAUGAUCCCAAGCACAAGGAUAACUUGGAUGGUUUCACAUCCAAUGCGGUGGCCGUACUUGUUGGUGGGGCCAAGGAAGCCAUGGACUCUCAUCCGGGACAGUACAUUUUAACGUUGAAGAAUAGGAAGGGUUUCGUCAAAAUGGCUGUUCGAACCGGGUCGUCGAUUGUGCCCUCGUUGUCCUUUGGCGAGGUGGACAUAUUUGAUCAGGUGGCAAAUCCUCCGGACUCCUCGCUGCGUCGCUUCCAGAAUGUGGUCAAGAAAUUCACAGGCAUUUCACCGCUUCUUCCCAAGGGUCGAGGUAUCUUCAACUACAACUAUGGCAUUCUGCCCCAUCGACGACGUAUUGUCCAAGUUGUUGGUUCCCCCAUCGAUGUGGAAAAAUGCGAGACGCCCGAUCCCGAAUAUGUGGACAAGAUCCAUGGGCAGGUGAUAGACGCGCUGGAGAGGAUGUUCGAUGAGUACAAAGAGAAGUACACUCCAAACUCAAAGCAGACCAAACUGAUAAUACAGUGACUCAGUAGAGUAUCUUAGAAUGUGAUUUUUAAUAGUAUUUAGGAAACUUUUGAAACGCAACACAGUUUUAGACUAAUUCAAAGAAAGAUCAUGUUUUGUUUUUUUCCUUUUAUUAGUUACCAAUUAAAUUUGUUACCUUGUAUGUACUUAUAUAUACAAAAAGAACAAGGAGCUGGAUUCUCGAAUUUUGGAAAAACUUAACUUA
Messenger RNA from Drosophila mauritiana, 1298 nucleotides. RefSeq names its product 2-acylglycerol O-acyltransferase 2. NCBI's taxonomy places the organism in Eukaryota, Metazoa, Arthropoda, Insecta, Diptera, Drosophilidae. Gene Ontology annotation, biological process: triglyceride biosynthetic process. Bases 44 to 1093 code for a protein of 349 amino acids. The record is from RefSeq and is a predicted model, not a curated record. Gene Ontology annotation, molecular function: diacylglycerol O-acyltransferase activity. Gene Ontology annotation, cellular component: endoplasmic reticulum membrane. The transcript has 6 exons.